This is a messenger RNA of Acanthopagrus latus (yellowfin seabream), 1489 nucleotides long. It is a transcript of the gene carhsp1, whose product is annotated as calcium regulated heat stable protein 1. The transcript is spliced from 5 exons. NCBI's taxonomy places the organism in Eukaryota, Metazoa, Chordata, Actinopteri, Spariformes, Sparidae. The coding region runs from base 274 to 762 and encodes 162 amino acids. The record is from RefSeq and is a predicted model, not a curated record. Gene Ontology annotation, cellular component: cytoplasm. Gene Ontology annotation, biological process: regulation of mRNA stability. Gene Ontology annotation, molecular function: mRNA 3'-UTR binding.
AGAGAGAAAGAGAGAGAGAGAGUAUUUACGCUGCCUGUCUUGCACACCAAACGUCAUCCUUGUCAGGUCUUGUGCAGCGCAGGAACAAACUAAACUAACUCAACUAAACUGCCGUCAAAGUUGCAUUUUUGUCUUGUCGGACGCGUUUUCUUCGGCUCGAGGACAUCCUUCAGUCGUGAAGUUGCUGGAAUCGAGGUGUUUAACAUCCUCUGCUUCGCCGCUCGAGUGACCCCACCCCCUCCUUCCUCCCCACCCUUAGACUCCACCUCUUCCAUGAUGUCAUCUCAGGCCACGCCUAUCCAGGGGUCACGACCAGUGACCCCUCCGCUGAACUCUGCUGGAUCCCCACGUUCUCCAUCGUCAACAGAGUCCCUGCAUCCUCCACCCUGCAGACACAGAGACCGCUCGCCCUCCCCCAUGAGAGGCUACCUCAUCCCCAGCCCUCUGCCCACACGCAGAACCAGGACCUGCUCAGCGACGGCCCGUGCAUCAGAGGGUCCGCUGUUUCACGGUGUGUGCAAGUGUUUUUCCCGCUCCAAAGGCCACGGCUUCAUCACGCCAUCAGACGGGGGCAAAGACAUCUUUGUCCACAUCUCAGACAUCGAGGGCGAGUAUGUGCCGAUUGAGGGCGACGAGGUGUCCUACAAGCUCUGCUCCAUCCCUCCCAAACAUGAGAAGGUCCAGGCAGUGGAGGUGACCAUAACCCACCUCAAGCCAGGAACCAAACACGAGACCUGGGCGGGACGCGUCGUCAGCAGCUGAGCGCUGAGCCCAGCAGGGGGUGGGGCUGAGGCGGGAGGGAAGGGACAAAGGGAAGAAAUUGGGAGGGAUGGAAGGAUCAUGAGGGAGGAUUUCUAAAGAGGUUUGGUGCCAGUCGCAGUGGACUGAGGAAACCCAGGCGAUGUUAGUUUUCCUUGUGUAAGAACUCCAAGGAAGGUCAAAGCAGACAUGGCGGAUGUGUAGGUGACUAUUAAAGGUUGAGUCAGAGGGAAAUCUGAAUCAUCUCACAGUUUACUUGCGUUGAAACACAGGAGAAUUCCUCUGCUCUUGCUGGGAACCAAGUUACUAUAUUUUGGGGAAACACAUAGUUGGUUUGACUGUUGAAUAGAUACAUGAAUGGACAGAUGAUUACACGGGAGAUGUUUAUCAUAGAGAGACUUCUAACAAUAGGUUUCCUGCUUCGAUCUUUAGACCCCCUGUGCUCGAAUCUGACGCCGCAUUGUUAGAAUUGUGUUGCAUUUGAUGAGGAAAUUAAUUUCAGCAGCACUUUUUCCUGAUGUGGAAAGUGUUGAGGAACACAGCGUCCUGCUGUAUGAGCUCUUCAUAUAACACUGUCCAGCACCAGGGGCUCAUUUUCCAGGUGUACUGUGUGCCUACUUCUACCCAGAGAACUGACAGCUCUGUUUGUGCCUACUUAUGCCAAUUUAUCAUCUGUGUUUGAUCAUGUGUGGGUGCUUAUGAGUGAAUAAAAUCAUUUUCAACCAGUGCA